AGGUGGAGUGGAAACCCCCAUCACACAAUCAAAACAGAGGACUGCCAGGUUACAGUCGAACCCAUCCACACAGAGGUGGACAUGUCAACACAGGGCCUCACACCCACGGUAACCAUGGCAACCAGACCUACACCAACCGACGCAACCUGUUCAACAGCAACGGCAGUGAUAGCUCAGAGGGCGAGAAUGAUCCAGACUACAUCCCAAGGCCUUUCAGGCGAAAGGAAAUAACGUACAGUCGCUUAGGGCUGGAAGACUUCGACUUCUCUCGGCACAACCGCACGCGCUUCGGAGGACUUGAACCUUACGCAUCAAACGCAUACAGUAACGCGCUAUUGCAGG
Messenger RNA from Sphaeroforma arctica JP610, 342 nucleotides. RefSeq lists its product as hypothetical. The annotation marks the transcript as partial. The record is from RefSeq and is a predicted model, not a curated record. NCBI's taxonomy places the organism in Eukaryota, Ichthyosporea, Ichthyophonida. The transcript has 2 exons. Gene Ontology annotation, cellular component: PAN complex; P-body. Gene Ontology annotation, biological process: nuclear-transcribed mRNA poly(A) tail shortening.